UUAAUCAACUAAUUAAACCAUGCAAUGCCCCUCGGAGAGAAAACCAGGCGUCUACACAUACAUAGGCCACUGGCCAAUUUACUCCGUGGCAUGGUCCGUCCGCAGUGACAAAAGAUCACGCCUCGCCAUUGGGAGUUUCCUCGAAGACUACAGCAACAAGGUCGAACUCGUUCACUUCAACCUCCACACUUCCGAUUUCACCACCGACAGCCGCUUAGUUUUCGACCACCCUUAUGCUCCCACCAACCUAAUGUUCUUCCCUUCCGAGGACACCUCGAACCCCGACUUGAUCGCCACCUCCGGUGACUACCUUCGUCUUUGGGAAAUCCACGACGACCACAUCGAGCUUAAGACCUUGUUUAACGGCAACAGGAGUAACGAGUUCAAUUCCGCCAUAACUUCCUUCGACUGGGCCGAUUUCGAUACUCGUCACGUGGCCAGUUCGAGUGUCGACACUACUUGUACCAUAUGGGACAUUGAGAGGGAAGCCGUGAACAGUCAAUUAGUUGCACACGACAAGGAAGUGUUCGACAUCUCGUGGGGCGGAGUCAAUGUGUUCGCUUCGGUGUCCGGAGACGGCUCCGUGAGAGUGUUCGACUUGCGAGACAAGGAACGAUCGACGAUAAUUUACGAAAAUCCGGUCCCCGAGACUCCGUUGAUGAGGCUGGAGUGGAACAAGGCAGACCCUAGGUUCAUGGCAACAGUAGGUAUGGAUAGCAGUAAAAUUGUGAUAGUAGACAUCCGGUUUCCAACAACGCCGUUGAUGGAGUUAUGUAGGCAUGAAGGGGGUGUGAACGCCAUUUCGUGGUCGCCGUUCGUCGGAAAACAGCUUUGUUCCGCCGGAGAUGAUUCGAGGGCUUUAAUAUGGGAAGUGGUGGGAUCGAAUUUCGGAGUUGCAGAGGUGGAGCCAGAGAUGUGGUAUGGAUCCGCGGCUGAGAUCAAUCAUGCCCGAUGGUCUCGGUUGAAUUGGAUUGGAUUGCUAUUUCUUUCCUCAAUAAAUUGCAGCUUUUGAAAGUUUAAGAAAAUUUUAUGAGUUUAUUAAUUAGCAUAUUUUAACUUUGAGU
Molecule: messenger RNA, 1064 nt
Organism: Hibiscus syriacus
Lineage: Eukaryota; Viridiplantae; Streptophyta; Magnoliopsida; Malvales; Malvaceae
Product: WD repeat-containing protein LWD1-like
Exons: 3
Coding region: 20-1012 (330 amino acids)
Cellular component (GO): nucleus
Molecular function (GO): protein binding
Source: RefSeq, a predicted model, not a curated record